Messenger RNA from Conger conger (European conger), 2064 nucleotides. It is a transcript of the gene cited2, whose product is annotated as Cbp/p300-interacting transactivator, with Glu/Asp-rich carboxy-terminal domain, 2. Gene Ontology annotation, cellular component: nucleus. Gene Ontology annotation, biological process: regulation of DNA-templated transcription. The record is from RefSeq and is a predicted model, not a curated record. NCBI's taxonomy places the organism in Eukaryota, Metazoa, Chordata, Actinopteri, Anguilliformes, Congridae. The coding region runs from base 173 to 907 and encodes 244 amino acids. The transcript is spliced from 2 exons.
UUUUUUAUUUUGGGGGCUGAGGUCGAAAGUAUACCAGCCUGUUGUUCGUUGUGAUCAGUGCUUGGCGAUUUGGACAACACAUUGCACACUGUAACUGGAAUUAAUAACGUUACUUUCUUUGUGGUGACAGCGGUACGUCGCAGUCGGGAGAUUCAGAAGAGGAGAUAGGGGAAUGGCAGACCGCAUGAUGGCUAUGAACCAUGGACGAUUCCCCGAAGCUGGAAACGGUCUUCAUCAUCACCACCCUGCGCGUAGAAUGGGAAUGGGUCAGUUUUCAAAUCCACAUCACCAUCAGCAGCAGCAGCAGCAGCAGCAGCAACAGCAACAGCAACAGCAGCAGCAGCAUGGCUACAACGGGUUAAUGGCAGAUCAUUUGCACUACGGCGGGGGCAAUGUGAACUCGAAUCACGGAAUCAGACAUUCUAUGGGGUCUGGGAAUGUAAGCGGGGUCCAUCCGAGCGGCAACAUGCCUCCCGCCGUGCGUUACAAUUCUCAAUACGUGGGACCCGCAGUCAACAGUCAAGGACAGCUCGCUGCCAGUAUGCAGUUGCAGAAGCUGAACACGCAGUAUUAUACCCACCACACGCAUCCAUCUCAUCUUCAUUAUAUGUCUGAGUUGCAUCCUGCGAACCAUCAGAUAAACGGACCGGGACAACAGUUCAGAGACUGCAAUCCAAAACACAGCACCUCCAGUUUGCCUCCGCCGGCGCACCAUGUGCCUGCAGCAAUACUGCCCCCCAACGUCAUUGACACGGAUUUUAUUGACGAGGAGGUCUUGAUGUCUUUAGUCAUAGAAAUGGGAUUGGACCGUAUAAAGGAACUACCAGAGCUGUGGUUGGGGCAAAACGAGUUCGAUUUCAUGACAGACUUUGUUUGUAAGCAGCAGCCCAGCCGAGUGAGUUGUUAAUCUCGUCAAGUGGACUUACUUUCCUUUCUUUUUUUCAAACGGACUACUAAAACAUUCCUUCUUUUUUGUUUUAUUUACAUACCGUGUGUAUCAAAUGGAAUACGUCUGCAGCGCGCUCGUGACUGGAUUUAGCUCUCGUGUGUUUAUAACGAUUUAUUACAGUAAAAUGUAGUACGUACUGCACACCACAGUUGACAAGGAUUUUGGUCUGUUUUACUUGUUGGGUUGUACUGCCAUCGCGGAUUACAUUUUGUCAGAAGGAUACAUGCUAUCAAAGUUUAUGCUAUGCAUUAUGAAUUAAUUUAAGGACAUUGAGAUAUGAAGAAAAUGAACAUGGGAGGCCUAGAAUCAAGUUAUGUUCUUUUCAUAGGAAAAGCAAAUGUUGAAAUGCUGUGCUAGCUCAAAUAUUUAUUUUCCUGCAUCAUUUAAACAUUGGAUUAGAGUGGCUAAGUAAUAUAAAAUUCAAAUUAAUGCAUCAUUCUAAAUUAUGUACGUGGAUGCUUGUAGGCAAGUACUGUGUUAAUUGUUCCGGACAAUAAUAUACUGUAAAAUUUAGUGGCCAUAUAUUUACCAGAUAUCUGUGCUGUUAAAUGAUUUGUCUGAUUACCAUGGAAGAAAACUGCAAGAUGGGUGUUGUUGUUUUUCCCCCCUCCCUCUGAAACUAGUCUCUGAAAUGUAUUGUCUGUAAUCACUGAUGCCCUUGUUCAGAAUGACUCUUGGUUUUGGUUCAGUAAGAUUCGUGUACAACUGAUAGAGGUCACUGGAAUUUCUAUGUUUGGAACUCCAAUAUGGUGGGGGGAGGGUGAUGUGUUUGCUUUCUUCAUGCUCAAAUGUGUCUCUAAAAGAACAGAAUAGAUAGUGGAAAUGUAUACACUUUCCUCAGUAUUUGACACCCUCCCCCCACUCCUUUAUGUAUUGACAGUAAAUGGUGUGGAAUGUUGACAGGGCAAGAGAAGAUCAUUUCACAGGGUUCUUCUUCCUCGUUGGUUUUCAGAAUUUACACCACUGUGCUUAUUUAGUUUAAUGCGAUAUAUGGCAAUACUACUGUGUUGAAGCUUUCUAGGAAAGGUUGACAGUAUUUUUGUACAUUUUUUAGAAGAAAAUGUUAAUUUAUUAUAUUUUAAUUUGCGAACAUAAAUAAAGGCUGCUGAAAUGCA